Molecule: messenger RNA, 762 nt
Organism: Fusarium subglutinans
Lineage: Eukaryota; Fungi; Ascomycota; Sordariomycetes; Hypocreales; Nectriaceae
Exons: 1
Coding region: 1-762 (253 amino acids)
Source: RefSeq, a predicted model, not a curated record
AUGACUUUAGCCUUGACAUUACCUACUUGGUACUAUCGCGUUACUGAGGCAGUCAAAAGGAGAAAUGGCGUUAUACUCUGGGAUUUUGAUGAAGAUAUCUCCGACUUUGAUGAAACCAACCCAGACAAAACCGUAACGUACAAUGGACCUGAUGCAGCAGAUUACCAUCGCUUGAGAGAGAAGCGUGAGGAGCGCAGAAGAGAGCUUUUCCAGCGCAAAGAAACUAUUCGAAAGCGCAAGGAAGAUUCAAGAGAGGAGGAGAAAAAUAAGAUUGAACAAGUGCGGGCAGCAUAUGAAGCCUUGGAGAUUUCCGUGUCCAGAAGCGAAUCAACUCGACUAGGUCCUAUCGACAGCCAGUUCGAUCUCUACUGUAUGGACUACUUUGACCUUUUUUAUGACCCCAGUCCGCAUGUAUACCAUAGGAGAUACAUCAGGUUCGAAUGCCGAGAUAGGGGGGAGGCGCACAGCGAUAAUCUCACGGGUCGGUUCUGGCUCAAUCCCAAGGUCGACUUUGAACUUGUCCCAUUCAAGGCCCCGGAUUCUUCAAGCCUUGAACGUCAUGAGAUCUACACCAUCGAUGGCAGAUUCUCCCUGAUUAUGCAAUUUAUUGACAAAGAUCACUUGAUCCUCAGAGCAAGCCAAGAUCUCGUCUUCUGGGGCGCUCUGCAGGAUUUACAAGGUCCAGAAACCUUCAUAUUCAAGGGUGUUCGCAAUGAUUGGGGCAAGCAACUUCAAGCGUUUGCAAGAAUGUUGCACCCCUGA